AUGGCAGAACAGCAAAUCUCGUUCAAGGUCGAAGACCUUUUCUCCGUCAAGGGCAAGGUCGUUGUCAUUACCGGCGGCGGUUCAGGCCUGGGCAAGGCCAUUGCAGAGGCCUUUGCGGUCAACGGGGCGCGCGUCUACAUUUCGGGACGGCGGCAGGAAGUGUUGGACACGGCAGCCAAACAGAUUGGGGGUGACAUUCACACCAUCCAGGGCGAUGUCCAGACAGAAGAGGGCUGCAAGGCCAUUGUGGCGGCCGUGGCAGGCAAGGAGUCCCACAUCGACACCCUGAUUAACAAUGCGGGCGUCAACAGCCCGUGGCGCGUCCAGGCAAAAGACCACAACAAUGCCGAACAAGUGCAGAAUCUGUUGAUGAACGGUCUGACAGAGGAGGACUUUGAUCGGAGUAACCAGAGUGAGCCAGCCGUAUCUCCGCAACGAACACAGAGAGAGGUCGCAUAUACUAACAGACCAGUCAACGUCAUGGGCGUCUACUUUAUGACGGUCAAUUUCAUCCCGCUCCUGCGCAAGUCCGCUUCGCCCAAUGUCUGCGUAAUUGCCUCGCUCGCCGCCAUUGCCAACCAGCGCAGCAUGGGCUCGCUGACCUACAGCGUGUCCAAAGCAGCCACCGUCCAUCUCGCCAAACUCCUCGCCGGCCGCCUUCACCCAAUGAACAUCCGCGUCAACACCAUAUGCCCCGGCAUCUUUCCCUCUGAAAUGACGGGCACCACCGCCGGCAAGCACUCGUACAACAUCAACCACCAGGCCGAGCGUGCCGCCAAGCGCUGUACUGCGGGCCGGCCCGGCCGUCCCGAAGAAAUUGUGGCGCCUGUGCUGUUGCUAUCCAGCCCCGGGGGAGCGUACAUGAACUGCGCGCUGCUGACGGUCGACGGCGGUCGGCUGAUGGGGGUAUCGAUUAACGACGGCAUCCGCAUGCCCGAGGACACGUACACGUGA
Messenger RNA from Sporothrix schenckii 1099-18, 954 nucleotides. Its product is annotated as short-chain dehydrogenase. The record is from RefSeq and is a predicted model, not a curated record. NCBI's taxonomy places the organism in Eukaryota, Fungi, Ascomycota, Sordariomycetes, Ophiostomatales, Ophiostomataceae. Gene Ontology annotation, molecular function: oxidoreductase activity. The coding region runs from base 1 to 954 and encodes 317 amino acids. The transcript has 7 exons.